AUGGGGCUUUUCAACGACAUUGACAUUGAGCGAGACUUUCCGGACCAUGAGAUCCAGUCUAUGGUGAAGCGUUCCGAGUGGGCAGUUCAGCAGCAUCAAGCCCAAGAGCCCAAUACUAUUGACUCUUACUGCCCAAUUGACUAUGGAAACGAGCAAACUUUAGCCAUCACUUCCUACAGCACUCCCAGGCCUCAGAUUUAG
Fusarium subglutinans is the source of this 201-nucleotide messenger RNA. RefSeq lists its product as uncharacterized. The record is from RefSeq and is a predicted model, not a curated record. NCBI's taxonomy places the organism in Eukaryota, Fungi, Ascomycota, Sordariomycetes, Hypocreales, Nectriaceae. The transcript has 2 exons. Bases 1 to 201 code for a protein of 66 amino acids.